CCCUCCGAGCGUGACGCGCUAUGGCCGCCGAGGCAGCUGGAGCUGCGGCGGCGGCAGUAGCAGUAGCGUGCGGACCGCCGGCGUGUCGAUAGCGAGUACCUGCUCCGCUCCGCUCCUCACAGCCACCGCCACACCUGCCGCCCCUCCGUCACGUCGGGCCUAGUGCGACUGAAAGCUGCGAUAGAGAUCAAGGCGAAGUAGAGGCCACGGAGGCAUCGGCGAGGGCCGGUGCAGAUCCGGCGCACCCUUGCGAAGGACUCCCGCCAGAUACCUCCUCGCCCCCCAGAUUUUGACUCCGGGGAGUUCGAAGGUCACGGACGAAGGUGGUGGUGGCGGCGGCCGCGCGUUUGUGUGCACAAAGCUCUGGGUAGGGGCCAAGCUGCUAUAAGCGUUCAGGCGGUCGCGAUCGCAAUGCUUUGCGAACCCGUAGCGUGUGCGGACGGCGGUGCGCCCGCCGCAUCUCUAGUAGCGACCAGUGCGAGAUACGCGCCGCCUUCGCGCCAUGGAGUGUCUUAACCUGAACCUGCUGCUCCCCCCGGGCAUGAUGCAGAGGAGGAAUUCCCAGUUUCAACGCAAGGUCUCCAUCCGCAUAGGAGAGCGUGCCAACUAUGUCAACAGUCCUCAUGUCAUUGCUAUGGUUGGGCUGCCUGCCAGAGGCAAAACAUACAUCUCCAAAAAGCUUUCACGAUACCUGAACUGGAUUGGCAUCAACACUAAAGUUUUCAAUUUAGGAGAAUACCGUCGCCAUGCAACGACAGCCUACAAAAGUCAUGAAUUCUUUAGACCAGACAAUAAAGAGGCAAUGGCCAUACGCACACAAUGUGCAAUUGACGCAUUGCAAGAUGUGUGCUCCUGGCUGGAGUGUGGUGGAGAAGUGGCGGUAUUUGAUGCAACAAAUUCCACAGCUGACCGUCGAAGAAUGAUACAUGAAAUAGUUGUAAAUAAGAUGGGUUUCAAAUUAUUCUUUGUGGAAUCUGUGUGUGAUGAUCCUCAGAUAAUAGAGCAAAAUAUAAUGGAAGUGAAAGUAAGCAGCCCAGACUAUCAGAACAUGAAUAAGGAAAUGGCAUUGAAAGAUUUUCUGAAACGUAUAGAACAUUACCAGGAAAGAUAUCAGCCCUUGGAUGAGAAAUAUGAAUCCAACCUUAGUUUCAUGAAAAUAUACAAUACAGGUGAAAAGGUGGUAGUACAUAAACAUGAGGGACAUAUACAGAGUCGAAUUGUUUACUACCUAAUGAACAUACAUAUAACACCUCGUACUAUUUAUCUCACAAGGCAUGGUGAGAGUGAGCAGAAUUUAGAAGGACGAAUUGGUGGAGACUCUGAGCUUUCCUAUAGGGGGCACCAGUAUGGAGCUGCACUGUCUGCAUACAUUCAGCAGCAAGAUAUACCUGGCCUUCGUGUUUGGACUUCUUGGCUUAAGAGAACCAUACAGACAGUUGCCAAUAUACCUGCUCCACAGGAAAGGUGGAAAGCUCUUAAUGAAAUAGACGCUGGAAUUUGUGAAGAGAUGACAUAUGAAGAAAUAGCUGAGAAAUACCCUGAAGACUUUGCUGCCCGUGACCAAAACAAAUUUAGUUAUCGCUACCCAAGGGGAGAAUCUUAUGAAGAUCUGGUGGCACGGCUGGAACCGGUCAUCAUGGAAUUGGAACGUCAGGGCAAUGUCUUGGUUGUCAGUCAUCAAGCUGUGUUACGCUGUUUGCUUGCUUAUUUCCUUGACAAGUCAGCAGAUGAGCUACCGUACCUGCAAGUUCCUCUACAUACAAUCAUUAAGCUAACACCAGUGGCAUAUGGAUGCAAAGUUGAGCACAUAAAGCUUCCUAUUGAUGCAGUUGACACACAUCGUCCUAAACCGAAGAUUCCUGGGACGCUAGAGGACAGGUUCAAGCGAGCAAAUUUUGGACGUAUUGUGCCCUCUGUGAUGGUCAACUCUGACGCAUCUUGAUGCUUGAUGGAAGAACUAGCUCCAGAAAUGGCUUCACAUAUGGACCAGUAUUGUAACUGACUCUACAAAAUAUAAAUGUGAUUUCAUAACAAGUAAUUAAAAGUGUGUUAACAGGUAUAACACAGUCAUUGGUAUUCUGAUUCCAGAUGUUUAAUUACGGAUAAGUAAACACUGAGAGACUUUUAUACCCUUAUCUAUUGAUAAUGGUUGAAACUGAUGGUCUCUUGUUGAUUUUUCUAGGAUUGUCAGCAUGUGUACCUAAAUGUUGAUUUUAUUUGCAAGAUUUACAAAAUUCAACCCCUUCCUAAUUACUAAAAGAUUAGUUCAAUUUAUAUGUGAUAUGCUUUAAAUUUUGUCAUUUGCUUGUAUUAAAAAAACUGUAUUUGACAGUUACAGUAUUAUUUGAUUGAUUGCUCUAUGCAAUACAUUUAACUCAGUGCAAGGUCUGACAAUCCUGAUAGUUGUUAGUUUUAAAGAUAUUGGUUACAUAUUUGAACACUUACUCUGUCUCAUCCUUUUAGAAAAUAAAAUCACUUUGUGACUACAGUAAUGAUACGAUUUGUAGAUGUUAAUGUAUCUUUGUUUUUAUAUGACAAAUUUAAAAUAUCUUUGUGAAGUGUGUAUGAAUAUUUUGUCAUAAUUUUUUUAUUAGGAUGAUUAAUAGCCUCAUUAAUGUGUGGUUCACAAGUGUGAGUGUGUGUACAUGUUACAGUGUAUGUGGCCAAUUUAAGGUGCACUUAUGUAUUUUGUGCUGUGUAAGACAAAAGGAAGUUGGUUUGAUGGGUGCUACUCAAGUAAGUGAUUAUAUUGUGUUCAGUCAUUUGGAUGAGUAAAGAAUGAUCAUGACAUGCCCAUGUGCUGAAUGAUACUGCAGUAGCGGGACUACUACAGUAAAGAAAAAUAAUUAAUUUUCACUCUUAAAUAACUUAAUGACUGGUGGAAGACACUAUGAAAUCAACACUGUCACAGUCAACAGCAUUAACUUUUUGUAUGAUUGUGGCAAUUACCAACCAGAUUACUGACAGGUCACUUCAGUUGUAAGCUUUCUACUCUGUUAUCCAGCAUGCAGUAUGUCUGCAUAGGUUUGGUAACAUAGAGUUACUGCCAGAAAGCCUAAAAAUACUGUCACAGUGGCAACUGUUUGAACUCUGUGAAGCAAGGUAGACUUUUCUUGUUUCUGUAACUUUGCCUGCAGCAUAGAACCUGUACUGCAUAGAAAAAAGAACUCUUUUUGUGACAAACAUGAAAUGUUUUGUUGUGUAAAGCUUUGCUGAAGUUUUCUUUAGUUCCAAAGUAAUGAUAUUGUGGGUGUAAAAAGAAAGAUCCAGGAGCUGACUACAGCUUUUUUCAUUGUUUCUAUGACUAAUGGGUUUGUAAAUCCAUGUUUUAGUUAUAUUAC
This is a messenger RNA of Schistocerca piceifrons (Central American locust), 3341 nucleotides long. RefSeq names its product 6-phosphofructo-2-kinase/fructose-2,6-bisphosphatase 2 (gene Pfrx). Lineage: Eukaryota; Metazoa; Arthropoda; Insecta; Orthoptera; Acrididae. Gene Ontology annotation, biological process: fructose 2,6-bisphosphate metabolic process; fructose metabolic process. The record is from RefSeq and is a predicted model, not a curated record. Gene Ontology annotation, cellular component: cytosol. The transcript is spliced from 11 exons. Gene Ontology annotation, molecular function: ATP binding; 6-phosphofructo-2-kinase activity; fructose-2,6-bisphosphate 2-phosphatase activity. The coding region runs from base 503 to 1942 and encodes 479 amino acids.